AUGACAAAGAUUGCUCUUCUCGGUGCUGCUGGUCAGAUCGGGACCCCUCUCAGCCUCCUCUGUAAAGCUGCAAGCAUAUCCAGCAAUCUCUUUGAUGAAAUUGCACUUUAUGACCUUGUUCAUACACCCGGCAUCGCCACUGAUCUCAAUCACAUCGACACUAAAGCGACUGUUUCAGGCUUUUUACCUGCUGAUGAUGGUCUGGCCAAAGCACUCAGCGGCGCGGACCUUGUCGUCGUCACGGCUGGAAUCGCCAGGAAACCUGGAAUGACGCGCGACGAGACAUCUUCACCCAAGUUGCAAAGACAUGCCCCCAAGGCACUUUCAUGCAUCAUCACUAACCCAGUGAACUCGACGGUUCCCGUUGCAGCGGAGACUUUGCGUGCGGCUGGUGUCUUUGAUCCCACGCGUCUUUUUGGCGUGACCACUUUAGACGUCGUGCGCGCGUCGACCUUUGCUGCACACGCUCUUGGCGACGCCGACCCUACCAGUAUCAAAGUCCCCGUCAUCGGCGGUCACAGCGGUGCUACAAUUCUUCCUCUCUACAGCCAGGCCCAACCGUCCAUCGACUUGGGUGCCGAACUGCCCAACGUUAUAAACCGUGUUCAGUUCGGUGGUGAUGAAAUAGUGAAGAGCAAGCAAGGAGCCGGCAGCGCUACGACGUGCAUGGCCUAUGCGGGUUUCAGAUUUACCAAGGCCCUCCUUACAGCGAAGGCAGGAGAUCCAGUCGUAGAGGAGGCGUAUGUUUACCUGCCGGGGAUCAGUGGAGGUAAGGAGAUCGCGACCCAGCUUCAGGUUGAUUACUUUUCGGUCAAAGUGAAGCUGGGUGAGCAAGGAGCACUUGAGGUGUUACCAUUUGGCAAUUUGUCAGAUGAUGAAGCGAUUCUCCUUGAAAAGGCUGUGAAAGAGCUGAAGGUGAACAUCCAAACGGGGCUAUCAUUCGUGGGUAACAAAUGA
This is a messenger RNA of Fusarium tjaetaba, 957 nucleotides long. RefSeq names its product malate dehydrogenase NAD-dependent. Gene Ontology annotation, molecular function: L-malate dehydrogenase (NAD+) activity. The coding region runs from base 1 to 957 and encodes 318 amino acids. The transcript is spliced from 4 exons. Gene Ontology annotation, cellular component: cytoplasm. Lineage: Eukaryota; Fungi; Ascomycota; Sordariomycetes; Hypocreales; Nectriaceae. Gene Ontology annotation, biological process: carboxylic acid metabolic process; tricarboxylic acid cycle. The record is from RefSeq and is a predicted model, not a curated record.